GGUAAAGUACCUUAAAUAGCUGCUAUACAUUUUACUUUUGGUAUUUUAUUGUGAAAAAGUUAUAUUUAAUAAAACGAUAAUGUGUAAAUAAUUUUUAAAAAGUUAAGUUUUUUUUUUGUUUUUGGAAGAGGACUUUCUUAAAUUUAACGUGAAAAUAAUUUAGAUGAGUCAAACUUUUAUUUUUAAGAAACCCAAGUGGAUGCCAAAAGUUGCGCGCGUGUCAGGCGCUCCUUGCGCCACCCACAACAAACUUUGUGACCUCCUCCUCCUGUGUGACGCCACGCAGGAGGAGGGAUGGCUCUUUAAAAAUGGAAAAAGACACGCAGCGCACGAAGAGUCUUCACGCGUUUCCAGCGAUCCUCAGCCGCAGGAUGUUUCCGCGCGCCGCCGCGCACCAGCAGCCGCGCAGACAGAUAUGAGGAUUGUUUGUUUUGCGUUCAGCUUGAUUUGUAGAGUCCAAGAGAUCAUCCCAGCGAGAUAGCCCCCCACGGCCGCCGCUUCUUCUUGCUUUCAGACGCUCAGAAAAGCGCCACACUUUGGAGAUUUGAAGACGCCCGUGGAGUUUUGGCACACCUGGACCCGAUUUGAAGUUUGCCAACAUGAGUUCCGAUAAGAGCAAAGUGGAGGAUGAAGCAGUUGUGGACAGAGGAGCGGCUUUUGUCAAACAUAUCUGCGAUGAGGAGGAAGUAGAGGGCCACCACACAGUCUACAUCGGCGUCCACGUUCCCAAGAGCUACCACCGGAGGAGACGCCACAGGCGCAAGUCCAGUCACAAGGAAAAGCGGGAGCGCGCCGAGCACAGCACAGAGGGAUACAAGUCUGAUGGGGAGAACGACUCCAGCGCCUGUAUCCUCAAACCUCUCAUUUCCCCAGCUGAAAGGAUCCGCUUCAUCCUUGGCGAGGAGGAUGAUGGCCCGCCGCCUCCUCAGCUCUUCACCGAGCUGGACGAGCUUUUGUCCGUGGACGGGCAGGAGCUGGAAUGGAAGGAGACAUCCAGAUGGAUCAAGUUUGAGGAGAAGGUGGAGAAGGGCGGUGAGCGUUGGAGUAAGCCCCAUGUUGCCACGCUGUCUCUGCACAGCUUGAUGGAGCUGAAAGCGUUCAUUGAAAAGGGAACGGUUAAGUUCGACAUGGAGGGGGCCACCCUGCCGCAGGUGGUCGAGACGAUCAUCGACAGCCAGAUUGAGUCUGGGCAGCUGAAGGCCAGCCUCAAGGAGAAGGUCAUGUACACACUGCUGAGGAAGCAUCGCCACCAGACCAAGAAGUCCAAUUUCCGUUCACUCGCAGAUAUCGGAAAGAGUGUCUCCAGCGCAAGUAGGCUGUUCUCAAACCAGGAGAACGCACGCAACCCCCUCGACAAUCCUGUGCCUUCUUUAACUCCCCAAGAGUCUCUGGAAUCAUGCGAGGUCAUGAGGAGCUCCAGCAUGGGAUACCUUUGCAGUCCAACCACCUCGCACCGGAACCUCACCUCCAACAGUUUGAGCGACUUCUCAGACAAACCAGAGAAAGAUCAGCUGAAGAAUAAGUUCAUGAAGAAGCUGCCCCGCGAUGCUGAGGCAUCAAAUGUGCUGGUUGGUGAGGUGGAUUUCCUGGAAGCCCCGUUGGUGGCAUUCGUUCGCCUGCAGCAGGCCGUCAUGCUCGGGGCGCUCACUGAAGUACCUGUUCCCACAAGGUUUCUGUUUAUCCUGUUGGGCCCGAAAGGAAAAGCUAAGUCUUAUCGGGAGGUUGGAAGAGCCAUCGCUACGCUGAUGUCGGAUGAGGUUUUCCAUGACAUUGCUUACAAAGCAAAAGACAGGCAGGACCUGUUGGCUGGAAUCGACGAAUUCCUGGAUGAAGUGAUCGUCCUGCCUCCCGGCGAGUGGGACCCUGACAUCAGGAUUGAGCCACCCAAGUCCCUGCCCUCUUCAGACAAAAGAAAAAAUAUGUAUGCUGGAUUAGAGGCGCCUCAGAUGAACGGCGACACUCCCCACGACACGGGGAACGGAGGGGGUGGCGGCGGCGGCGGAGGACACGAAGUUGGAGAGGAGCUCCAGUGCACAAAGAAGUUUUGUGGGGGUCUCGUCCUCGACAUCAAGAGGAAACUGCCAUUCUUCGCCAGCGACUUUGUCGACGCGCUCCACAUCCAAUCUCUGUCUGCCAUCUUGUUCAUCUAUCUGGGUACUGUCACAAACGCCAUCACGUUCGGAGGCUUGCUUGGAGACGCCACGGAAAGCAUGCAGGGAGUGUUGGAAAGUUUCCUGGGAACGGCGCUGUCCGGAGCGGUGUUCUGCCUGCUGGCGGGUCAGCCGCUGACGAUUCUCAGCAGCACAGGCCCGGUGCUCGUCUUUGAACGCCUCCUGUUCACGUUCAGCAGAGAGAACAACUUUGACUACCUUGAGUUCCGGCUGUGGAUCGGCCUGUGGUCGGGUAUAUUCUGUCUGGUGCUGGUCGCCACGGACGCCAGCUUCCUGGUGCAAUACUUCACCCGCUUCACCGAGGAGGGUUUCUCAGCUCUCAUCAGCUUCAUCUUUAUUUAUGACGCUUUCAAGAAGAUGAUCAAGCUGGCGCACCACAACCCCAUCAGCACGGACUACAACAGCGACCUCGUCACCCAGUACGACUGUCGCUGCAUUCCUGGCAACUCAUCAGAUGACCUUGAUAUUUUUGCCUGGACAAACAGUACAGAUGGUCCCGAUCUGCCGGUGAAUUUCACCUGGGCGUCCGUGACCAAAGACGACUGUGAGAGGUUUGGUGGACAGCUGGUGGGAGCGGCCUGCAAGUACGUGCCUGACAUCACCCUGAUGUCCUUCAUCCUGUUCUUUGGGACCUACGCCUGCUCCAUGGGUCUGAAGAAGUUCAAGACGAGCCGGUUCUUCCCCACGAUGGUGAGGAAGCUCAUCAGCGACUUCGCCAUCAUUUUGACCAUCCUCCUCUUCUGCGGCGUGGACGCCUUGGUCGGCGUGAACACCCCAAAGCUCAUCGUGCCUAGUGAAUUCAAGCCCACAAGCCCACAUAGGGGCUGGUUUGUUGCCCCUUUCGGAGGAAACCCCUGGUGGGUGUACCUGGCAGCUGCUCUCCCCGCCCUGCUUGUUACCAUUCUAAUAUUUAUGGACCAGCAGAUCACUGCUGUGAUUGUUAACAGGAAGGAGCACAAACUAAAGAAAGGGGCCGGGUAUCACCUGGAUCUGUUCUGGGUGGCCGUCCUGAUAAUCAUCUGCUCCUUCAUGGGCCUGCCGUGGUACGUCGCUGCCACCGUCAUUUCCAUCGCCCACAUCGAUUCCCUGAAAAUGGAGACGGAGACGUCGGCGCCCGGAGAGCAGCCGAAAUUCCUGGGCGUCAGGGAACAGAGAGUUACCGGUAUCUGCGUGUUCCUCCUAACAGGACUCUCUGUCUUCAUGGCUCCAAUCCUCAAGUUCAUUCCCAUGCCUGUGCUUUACGGCGUGUUCCUGUACAUGGGCGUGGCGUCGCUCAACGGCGUUCAGUUCAUGGACCGCCUGCAGCUGCUGCUCAUGCCGGCCAAGCACCAGCCAGACCUGAUCUACCUGCGCCACGUCCCCCAGCGGCGCAUCCACCUCUUCACCUUCAUCCAGGCCCUUUGUCUCGCUCUUCUCUGGAUCCUCAAGUCCACCGUGGCCGCCAUCAUUUUCCCCGUCAUGAUUUUGGCGUUAGUCGCCGUCCGAAAGGCGAUGGACUACGUCUUUUCCCAGCACGACCUCAGCUACCUGGACGACGUGAUCCCAGAGAAGGACAAGAAGAAGAAGGAGGACGAGAAGAAGAAGAAGAACAAGAAGAAGGGAAGCAUUGACAGCGAGAUGGAAUUUUCUGACUACCCCUACCAUGACAAUAUUCCCACUAUAAAAAUCUCUAUGGAAAUGGAGCAGGAGCCCAUGUUGGCGGAUAAAUCUGUGGAUAGAGAUGAGCCGAAAGCUUUCUUUAACGCCCAUUCACCGUGCUGAGAGCUACUUUGAAUCUCCCACUGUGUAAAGAUUACCGCAUCCACGGUUCACCUCGGAUUCGGAUAGAGCGAGAGGUUUCCGGCUCCCUCCUGAGGAAGGGCUCCGAAUCGGAACUGUGAAAAAACAAACAAACUGCUAAUUCGUCUGCACCGCAGUGCCGCUUCAUCACGGUGGUUUUUCCUUCUCCCCAAUGUCCCCCGGAAGUAUUUCUCCUAAUAUAAUGAAGGCAGCAAAUUGAAACUAACCCUGCAGGGUUUCCUGCAGAAAACAAAAGCACUACUGAAUGCAGUUUUAACGAUUUUAUUCUUAUUAAUUUAUCAAAGGUGUGUGAUUGUCAGAGGUCCAGGACAAAACAUGAUAUAGAGAUAUUGUAGUUUUAUACUGGAGUUUUUAAUUUCUUUUUUAUAUAAAGAACAUCGAACGUAUCUUUUUUUUUUUUUCCACACCGUACUGUAAAAGUUCUGGAAAACAUCGCAGAGGUACUGCGGAGGAUCAGGAGUCCUCCUUUAAACGUGGUGAACAAAAGGGCUUCCUUAAGUAUGUAUUUAUUGUUUUAUUGAGUAUUUAUUCACCUCUAGAAGGCUUGUCCCCCUUUUUUUAUACCUAAAUAAAUAUAAGCUCACCGUAAAAUAACCAGAAAAUCUCAAUAAUUGCUCUAACAUCUUUGGUGGUGCAGAAAUCCAGAACAUUUUGAAGUUCACUCCUUAUUUUUUGUUGGUGCCGGAAUAUUUUCCUAAAAUCACUAAUUUGUAUAAAUAUUCACAUUUUUUUCAUCGGGGUGAAAUUACAUAGAUUUGCCUUUAUUUAGAAGGAUUACUGCACCGAUUUUUUGUUAGAAAUAAAGAAAAAACUGUUCAUGUGUGGUAAUAAAACUUUUAUUUUCAUGUCGUAUUUUCAAAUUCUGGCGCAACAAAAAUUUAAAACCAAAGCAGCUCAAAAACGAGUCAAUCACGUCUGUUUUUAAAUCAUAUCCGGUCGACUGAUUCAGCCCUUGAUUACCUUUCUAACUCAUAUAUCAUUGUAAAAUUUAAAUCAAAAUAAUCACUGUGAGAUGUACACUAUCCAGUUGUGGAAGAACUACUGUUUCAUAGAAGUACAUAUAAAUAUAUUCUUAUUUUUGCCUCAAAAUUGUAAUUUUUGAGGCAUUUUUGUUCAUGCUCCACUCUGAUUUCACCCUGCAAUCAUGUGCAAUAACGUUUAGAAUCUGUUCAUUUGACUGGAUCGUGCUUCCGUCGCAGAUCAAAGCGCACACAGGUACCAAACAAACAUGCUGGGAAGCUGAAGACUGACCCAAAAAGCAACGCUUGGUUCUGUAUUCUGUAUAUUUUGACAUCUGACUCAAUAAUUGUUGUAUUUUAUUUUCUUUUAAUACAGAAACUACAAAAACUAUUUUGUACAAGCAUCUUAAGUGCUCAAAUAACUGUAUGUUACUCAAAUGUUUUUUUUUUUUUUUUUUUGGAGUAGGGUUUUAAAUGAGCAAUAAAGUGAUCCAAAUGAUUCUUAAA
Molecule: messenger RNA, 5437 nt
Organism: Oryzias melastigma (Indian medaka)
Lineage: Eukaryota; Metazoa; Chordata; Actinopteri; Beloniformes; Adrianichthyidae
Product: electrogenic sodium bicarbonate cotransporter 1
Exons: 27
Coding region: 600-3932 (1110 amino acids)
Biological process (GO): monoatomic anion transport; transmembrane transport; regulation of intracellular pH
Cellular component (GO): basolateral plasma membrane; plasma membrane
Molecular function (GO): sodium:bicarbonate symporter activity; solute:inorganic anion antiporter activity; monoatomic anion transmembrane transporter activity
Source: RefSeq, a predicted model, not a curated record